CGUCCCUUUUCCCAUCUCUAUUCCGGCAUAAUUCGCAGUAAACCGAAACGUUUUGAAAUUGUUAACAAAAAAAGAAGGAAAAACAUUUAUGAUGCAGCGCGAAAUAGCGCAUAAUCUGGCGACAGGUGAGCGGCGCACCAAUGAUGUGGCGCCCGGCAAGGUGAAGACCUUCUCCGAGCUCAACCUUCGCCACGAAAUUGUGCUCGGACUGCAGAGCAAAAAUUUCCUGACACCGACCAUGAUCCAGGCGGCUGCCAUACCCAUUGCGCUGACUAGGAAGGACAUGCUGGUACAGUCCAAGAGCGGCACUGGAAAGACCCUGAUCUAUGCGAUAGCAAUCCUGCAGGGCUUCAAAGCGGGCAUAAAGACACCGCAGGCCCUUGUGAUUGUGCCGACCCGCGAACUAGCCGUUCAGGUGAAAGAGACCAUCAGCUGCCUGGGCGAAUUCCUGCCGACACUGAAGGUAAGCUACUUUAUUGGCGGCAUCGAUGUCAUCACCGAUCGCAGACGCAUCAAGAAUUGCGAUGUUGUCAUUGGAACGCCUGGACGACUGUUACAUCUCUACAGGAACAAUGUACUUUGUUUAAACAAUAUGAAUCUGCUCGUCUUGGACGAGGCUGAUCAGCUAUAUCAACUAAAUGGCCUCUACCGGAGCGUUAUCGAACUGAUUCGAAAAUUGCCUCAACAGAUGCAAAAGAUUGCUUGCAGUGCCACCUACGAGAGGAAUCUGGACGAGCAGCUGGCCAAGUCAAUGAACAAGCCGGUGCUUAUAUCGAACAGCGAGCGGGCCACCGUCCUUCUGGGCAUCCGUCAGUUUGUCUACGAGCUGCCCAGGCAGAUCAAUAACAUUGAACAGAUGAAUUGCAAGGUGGAGGCGGUCAUCAAGAUCUUUAACCUGGUGCCUUACGAGCAGGUCGUGCUCUUUGCCAGUUCCAAAAUGCGCGCCGAUUCGUUCCGAAACUAUCUGGCCCGCCGUGGCGUCAAGUGCCACCUAAUCUCGGGUGCCAUGAACCAAGAAGAGCGUUCGGAGGUCUUCGAUUGCUAUCGUUACUUCAAAAUGCGAACUCUGGUGGCCACGGAUGUGUUCGCCCGCGGCGUGGACUCGCCGCACACGAACCUAAUUGUGAAUCUCGAUCCGCCCAGGGAUCAUGUCGACUAUCUGCAUCGCAUUGGUCGAGCGGGAAGAUUUGGAUCGAAGGGUAUUGCCAUUACGCUGGUGUACGAGGAUGCAGAGAGCGACCAUUUCAAGGGUAUAUUGAGCAAGGCACAUACUGGCAAGUCCGUAUUGCAGUUUCCCAACGACGCAGAGAAGGGUUUGGAUUUUUGGAAUUUUACAACGUAUGCUUUUCCAUAUUACAUCAAGGAAGAGGAGAUUCAGCAGUUGCAAGAGUUUCCCAAGAAGGUGGGAGCACCAAAAACAUCUGCUGGGCCAACUAAGGAGGCAGCUGGAUAUGCUUCAAUGAAGAAAGAUGCCUUAAUGGAGGAGAAAACUUCAGCAGAUGGUAAUUCUUCAAAAAAAUGGAUGCUCCCAAGCAGGCGGAACCUUCACCAGUUGCAAGAUCCAAUGAAUGCUCACAUUAAGGAAGAUAAAGUAAAUAUAUUAGCCAAAGAGGCUCAAGCUGCCCCAGAAGGAGUUUCUUCAAGGACUGAGUGUGCUGAAGAGGAGAAAGGUACAAAUAUUAAAGAUCCUUCCACGAAGGACAAACCAGCAUCUUGUGCUCCCAACCAAGAUAAACCCGAAAUUUCCGUUGUUGCCUGUCAUAAACUAGAGGAAACCAUUAAGGAUGCUUUGAUGGAAGACCGACUAGUGGGUAGUUGCGAAGAGGAAAACACAGAGAUACCACAAAAGUUGGAUGAGAACGAUGCUCAAAAAAUCAAUUCAAUUUUAGUGGAAAAUGUCAUCAAAUCAAAUAACUAUUGUGUCGGUAAAGAUAAGCCGGAUAAGGCGUCUGGCAAAGACUCCCUGAAGGAGCAGCCUCCACCUACAAUCAAGGUAACUAAACUAGAAAUGGAGAACGACACAGAGAAGAACAAAGAGAAUCUACCAAAUAAUAAUAAUACCCAAAAGCCGGAUGAGUUUAUUUCACCAGAAUUAACACCAUCAUCGCUGACACCUCUGGACCUGACACAAGAUCACACAUUGACACCACCAGCGCCGCCAGUUAAUUCCAUCAACAACAAAACCUACUGCUUGGCAGCACCCACUGCAACUAGUUCCCUGACCCUGCAGGCCAUGGUCAUCUCCAACACGGUGGACGAUGCCAGUAGCAUUAGUUCGGAUUGCAGCAUGGGCAGCAGGAGCGAGUCCCUUAGCAGCCUAUACUCGAACACCGAUGUGAAACAAAUUUGGAAGAAGUACUUGAUAAUCCAAAAGCGCCGCCAGAGAAGCGCCAAGAUCCAGUCCCCCAAGCUGAUGUAUAACUGGUCAACUUCUAACCAUGUUAACCGUGUUAAACGCAAACGUAAAGUCAAGAUCCAAACUCUUAAUCAGGCGAACAAAGGGUCGAUUUCUAAGCCUGUUUCUCGUAUGUGUAAAGACAAGCCAAUGAAAAUUGAUGAGCAAACUGUGAGCCUUUUCGCAGAGCUAAAGUAUUGCCGUCUUAUCGAAAAACUAGACCACAGCGAGACCAUUGUGAAACGUUUGCUUCGUUACAGUAUAAAACGCAAAAUGAGUAACGUGGACGUCAACAUCUUCGUAAAGCUUCUCUAUGACGCCUACAAUGAGAUUUACGGCUUAAAAUCUAUUUGGGAGCCAAAGAAGUCCAAGGGAAAUGAAGCACAGAACAAGCUGACUGUUCGUGUGGCGCAUCGAAUGAACAUUCCACCAGUUCCUGCCGCCGAUGAUGAUCCUGCAACUGGUUCCGAAGCCAACGAAGCGAGUCAACAGUCUGAGGAGUUCACCGACAACGAAGAUGAUUAUGAAGAGGAUAUGGAGGAGGAGGAUGAGGGAAAUUCAUCGAGUGGCUUUGUGGAGAGCAAUGAGAGUGCUUCAUCUGGCAUAGAUACUUCCGAGUAUAACACAGACUCCUCCACCGAAGGUGAUCAGGACUAUGAUGAGUAUGAUGAUGAUGAUGAGACAGGCGCCAGUUCGAUGUACGGUUCUGAGUUAUCAGAAGAGGAUCUUGAAUGGGAAGAAGCCGAGGACGAGGAGGAGAGUGAGGCUGAGUCUACCGGAAGCAAUGUUAGUUUGUUCGGAACAAGCUACAAAGGCUCUGAUACCCCUGAAGAUGAGGAUUUACAAUCCGAGGAGCGUGAAGAAUUGGAAACCGAAGAUGUCCAGAGUAACAUGGAGCAGGAAACCCUGGAUAUGUAUCAGCAGAUGUUCCAAACACAGUAUCAGUUCAUUCUCGCCCAUGUGGCCAGUCAGAUGGCCGAACCAUAAGAUGAACGAAACACUAGUCCAAAGCUCAGGUCACUAACGAAUCGCAUUAGUUCCAAAGAGGAGGCUGCAUCAGCCGCUCUUUCUUCUUACAUCUUUUUACAUAUAGCGCGUAUCCUGUUAGCUUUUGAAUACUCUCAAUAUCAAUAUACCAUGUUAAUGCAAUGUUAUGAACUCUAUUGCGAUGAACGAUGAAUGCUUUGUACAAAUGCAAACAAAAUAAAUUGCAAAUGAAUGAACAAAGAAACAUACACUUGUAUCUAAGGUUGUAACUAUAACAAUUGAAAUGGACUUUAUAUUUUAUAUAACUUAGUUGUAGGUUUAUAGCGAAAUGCUAUGUGAUACAAAUAAUACUUUUAAAAAGAAACAACUUGUUGGCUGUAUAACGAAAAAUACAAGGAAACGAAAUUACAUAUUUUCCCAAAUUGGAAACCAUUAUUGUGAAAUGCCUUCCCAAUCGCGGAAGUGAAA
Molecule: messenger RNA, 3850 nt
Organism: Drosophila serrata
Lineage: Eukaryota; Metazoa; Arthropoda; Insecta; Diptera; Drosophilidae
Gene: Gem3
Product: Gemin 3
Cellular component (GO): cytosol
Molecular function (GO): ATP binding; nucleic acid binding; RNA helicase activity
Source: RefSeq, a predicted model, not a curated record